Phascolarctos cinereus (koala) is the source of this 3881-nucleotide messenger RNA. RefSeq names its product centrosomal protein 97 (gene CEP97). Gene Ontology annotation, cellular component: centrosome. Gene Ontology annotation, molecular function: protein binding. Gene Ontology annotation, biological process: negative regulation of cilium assembly. NCBI's taxonomy places the organism in Eukaryota, Metazoa, Chordata, Mammalia, Diprotodontia, Phascolarctidae. The record is from RefSeq and is a predicted model, not a curated record.
GCCCAAUUAGACUACAUACCCCACAGAGCUUCGGGAAGUCGGUUGCCUGGUAUUAGCAAGCGGGAAGUAUGGCGACGGCGGCGCGGAACGACGCGGCUUUACCACCAGGAGAAGGUGCAGUGGUUGAUUGGUCAGGCCAAGGAUUACAGAAAUUGGGUCCAAAUUUGUCCUGUGAUGCAGACACACAUACUUUGAUUCUUGAUAAAAAUCAGAUUAUUAAAUUGGAAAAUCUUGAGAAGUGCCGAAGACUAGUACAGUUGUCAGUUGCCAAUAAUCGACUGGUUCGGAUGAUGGGUGUGGCCAAACUGACUCAGCUCCGGGUGCUUAACCUGCCUCAUAAUAGUAUUGGCUAUGUGGAGGGGCUAAAGGAGCUAGGGCAAUUGGAAUGGCUGAAUUUGGCAGGAAAUAAUCUGAAGGCCAUAGACCAGAUCAGUAACUGCACAGCUCUACAGCACCUUGAUUUAUCAGAUAAUAAUAUAUCCCAAAUAGGUGAUAUUUCUAAACUAAUAGCUCUGAAGACUCUCCUACUACAUGGAAAUAUCAUCACCUCUCUUAGAAUGGCUCCAGCUUGUCUACCUCGAAGCCUUGCUAUCCUUUCACUGGCAGAGAAUGAAAUACGAGACCUAAAUGAGAUUUCUUUCUUGGCAUCCCUUUCUGAGUUGGAACAGUUGUCAAUCAUGAACAAUCCCUGUGUGAUGGCCACACCUUCCAUUCCAGGCUUUGACUAUCGGCCGUACGUUGUCAGCUGGUGCUUAAACCUCAAAGUCCUAGAUGGAUAUGUGAUUUCUCAAAAGGAAAGUUUGAAGGCUGAAUGGCUUUACAGUCAAGGCAAAGGAAGGUCAUAUCGACCUGGUCAACACAUCCAGCUGGUCCAGUAUCUGGCAACUGUUUGUCCUCUUACUUCUACUCUGGGCCUUCAAACUGCAGAGGAUGCCAAACUGGAGAAGAUACUGAGCAAACAGAGGCUUCACCAGAGGCAGUUGAUGUGCCAAAACCAAAAUGAAGAAUCUUCAUCUUCAACUGCUAGUGAAACAGAGGUAGCCAUUGCACCUGAGCACUCAGAUCCAGCUCCAGGGGGCCAAAUAGUCCUGGAAAGUGAACCUGUCAUUCAAGUAAAUUCUUGGGUUGGGAUAAGUGCCCAUGAGGAUCACUUAUAUGCUGUUAAGAGUAACCUGGCAGCCUCAGUACGGACUGCAAGGUUUUCUCGAAAUGACCUACAUCUAGAAGACAUACAGACAGAUGAAGACAAGCUGAACUGUAGUCUUCUUUCUUCAGAGUCUACUUUUAUGCCUGUUGCCUCGGGAUUAUCCCCAGUAUCUCCUACUAUUGAACUGAGAUUACAUGGUAUAAACUUGGAUCUGGAAGAUGAUGAAACUGUGAUUGAGUCACUGAAAGAAAUGAAAAAACAGGAUGUGGACAAGGAAGUAGAAAAGACUUUGUGGAUUUCGAAAGAGAGUUCUGUUAAACCAGCAAAUGAUGAGGGAAACCCAGAGACCAGUGACAGAGAUGGAAUAUUGCUCUGCCCUGAGCUGGCUACAGCAAGUGAUGUCUCCAGAGAUGGUGUUAGUCAUUCCCCCACAGCUUUUCUUGGGACAUGUGGAUUCAGGCUUUCUAGUGCACAGCUUGUUAAUGAAGGUACAUUGUCUCAGAUCAUUUCAGAAAAAAUUCCCUGCAGGCUUCUCCCUGAGAGAUCUGUUGCUUUGGACAAAGAUUCCACCACACUUCAAAAAAUGAAUGAUGCAGCCACCAAGCUCCAGGCCUGCUGGAGGGGAUUUUACAUCAGGAACUACCAUCCUCGAGCCAAAGAAGUGCGCUAUGAAAUACGGCUGAGGAGGAUGCAAGAGCACAUUGUUUACUUAACAGAUGAAAUAAGGAGAUUGAAAAAAGAAAGAGAUGAAGAGCAUAUUCAAAAGCUUCUGCAAGAAGAGGCUGUCAGAUUCCUUUGGAACCAGGUGAGAUCACUACAAGACUGGCAGCAGACAGUGAACCAGCACCUCAGUUCUGCCUGGCAAUCCAGUGCUCCUGUAUCCAGUACUCUGUUGUCCUGCCAGUCUUCUCCAUUAUUUAUCUCGUGUCAGGAGCCCUCUUUGGCCAAUGCUUCUCACUGGUUUAUUUCAGAUGCUGAAGCUCCCCAGGAGAAAGUCUUAUCUGAAUUCCCAGACUCUGGCUUUCACUCCUCCCUUGCAGAACAAGCUCACUUGCAGUAUUCAUUUGAUUCUGAAAAGAGUUCCAUGGGAGGAAGUGAGAGUUCUUUAAUGGGGAAUUCCUUAGAAACAGUUAGAUAUUUCAAAAAUACAGAUACAGGGGAUACCAGUGAAGAUCACAAUGAAUGGAAUAAAGAUAGCUCUAAUAAUGAACAGGAUAAUAGUCUUCUUGAACAGUAUUUAACUUCAGUUCAGCAGCUAGAAGAUGCUGAUGAGAGGACCAGUCUUGAGGAUGGCAUAGAAGAUGGUAGCCUUCAAAUUACUUCGGCCCCAUGUUCAUGUUCCUUGUCUGACUCAGCUGCUGCUGCUAAUAUAGCUGAUAACAAAGCUGCUCCUUUGCAAGAUGAAACCAGUCAGACACCAGACACUUGUAAAUCAAAUGCAGAAGUUCAAGGUCAUCAAUCAGAAUGCGACUCUGCAUUUCAGGUGCUGCCUGUUGGUAUUGCUGUGUAGUUGUAUCUGGUGCCAUGGAAAACUGAGAAAUUAUUUAAUUCUUCCUAAUUUUCACUUGUCCUUAUAUUUUCUUUCAGGUAUGUUUUAAAAAAAAAACUUCAUAAUUUAUAUAGAAUUUAUAUUCUCAUCUCUUGUUUUCCAGAUUUCAAAUGUCAUAUUGAGGCUUCCUUUUGACAGCAUUUUGCUAAUCUUGUGCAUUCAAAUACUCAGCUAUACGAUGCUGAAUAAUAUUUAUAUUGAAAGCUGUAUGCACUUUAUUUCUUAAUAAUUGAACUGUUUCAAAAUAGCUUUUUCUUCUGUGAAUUGUACUAAGAUUAUGUUUUCCUCCAAAGAGAAUUAAACUAAAGCAUCUUCAAAUUUAGGAAAUUUUAUCUAAAUGGUUAUUGCAUUAUUUUAGAGAACUAAUGUUCUUUUUUGGUUAAUGUGGAAAAUAAUUAUGUAAUACAUUCUAUAUAAAAAGAAAUCCAGUGCAAUGAACCAGUUAUGUACAGGACAGUGAAUUGUUGGGAGGGGAACAAAAGCCGGCUGCUUGGCCUUCUGACUUGCAGCAGGAAGAUUCCAGCCUUGUUUUGUUUUUUCUGCUUUUGAGUCAGGGGAAAAAACUUCGCAGGCAUAUCCAAUAGGACACGAUGAAACUGCAGAAAUUCUUCAGUAAAGAUGAUUAAUUGCCUUAAGAAACAGAUCUUUAGUGAGUAUCAAAGUAUCUUUAAAAGAAUGGGAUCUUCACCAGUGAAGUGUUUCAUCCAACCCUGUAGCUCGGCUUACUUAAAGGAAGCAAUAAUUGAAACCCUUCUCUCACAUGGGAGAAAGCAAGCACAAAGGUCAUUCCAUUUGUUAAUAAUACCACUGUAUGUGUUCUUAUUCUUUGAUUUAAAAACAUACUAGAAUGAGGUUUAUUUUUAGUUUUAAGCACUCUUGACCUGUUUCCCAAUUGUGUACCUUUUUCAAUAUUUUAAAUAAUAGCUCCUAUUUAUAUGGCCCUUUACAACGUACUUUUUUUACAUUAAUCCUGUUUUUUAAUUUUGUUUUUUUAUCUCCAGCAUAGUGCCUUGCAUAUAGUAGGGAGUUAGUAAAUGCUGGUUGGAUUUGGAGAUAGCAAAAAUAUUAUUAAAGCCAUUUUAUUUUAUUUUAUUUUAUUUUAUUUGUAAAUACUUGAUUAAUAUUACUGACACUUCAUUCUUGCUCCCUCAUCCCCUAGCAUAACUCUUUCUUGUAACAAAUAAA